Messenger RNA from Mycena indigotica, 3684 nucleotides. Its product is annotated as PigN domain-containing protein. Gene Ontology annotation, cellular component: endoplasmic reticulum membrane. Gene Ontology annotation, molecular function: mannose-ethanolamine phosphotransferase activity. The coding region runs from base 1 to 3684 and encodes 1227 amino acids. Lineage: Eukaryota; Fungi; Basidiomycota; Agaricomycetes; Agaricales; Mycenaceae. The transcript is spliced from 16 exons. The record is from RefSeq and is a predicted model, not a curated record. Gene Ontology annotation, biological process: GPI anchor biosynthetic process.
AUGUCGUCGUCAAACUAUAACACUGCCCGCCUCUUACUUAUAGGGCUAGUCUUCCACCUCGUUUACAUUGGAUCUGUCUUCGAUUGUUAUUUCACAAGCCCGGUCGUCCAUGGCAUGCAAAGCUACCGGGUGGAAUCGGGAGAGUCAAAACGUCUCGUCCUCAUCGUCGGCGACGGCCUCCGUGCAGACUUGCUUUUCCAAAAGAAUGGGUUCUCUUCUUCAUUCAGAACAGAAAACUCUCCGGAAGUUGUAGCUCCUUACCUCCGCUCCAUUAUCGAAAAGCGUGGCGCAUUUGGGGUUUCUCAUACCCGUGUGCCGACGGAAAGUCGUCCUGGACACGUCGCAAUUAUCGCUGGCAUGUAUGAAGACGUUUCUGCCGUUACCAAGGGCUGGAAAACCAAUCCCGUUGACUUUGAUUCAGUCUUCAACCAAUCCAGCACAACUUUCUCGUUCGGUUCGCCCGAUAUAUUGCCUAUGUUUGCUCGAGGAGCCAUGGCUGGGAAGGUGCUGACAUGGAUGUAUGAUGAGGAGGCAGAGGAUUUCACGAAAGAUGCCACGGCAUUGGACAUUUGGGUUUACGACCAACUCGAAAGCCUUUUCCACAAUGCAACCACCAACUCUACCCUUAAUACCCAACUUCGCUCACCUGGGACGGUGUUCUUUCUACAUCUUUUAGGUUUGGAUACAACCGGGCACUCAUAUCGUCCUCAUUCAGAGGAAUAUAUGAAAAACAUCCAAGUCGUCGACAACGUUGUCCAUCGCACAGAAGACCUCCUGCGUCAGUUCUAUAAGGACGAAGAGACAUCUUUCAUCUUUACUGCUGACCACGGCAUGUCUGUGUUGGGUAAUCAUGGCGAUGGUCAUCCAGAUAAUACUCGGACCCCUCUAAUAGCCUGGGGACGCGGUAUCCGUGGCCCUCUACCUGACUCAAUUCCAUCCUCACACGACUUUUACUCUGAGCCAUGGGAGUUGAAUCACCUGCUACGCCGAGACAUAGAACAAGCGGACCUCGCACCACUUAUGUCGACACUGAUUGGAACGAGCUGGCCGGUCAACUCCGUCGGUGUCCUUCCUGAUGUUGACCCAAGCCAGCCCGGAUAUAUACUCCCCCAACGUGGUCUGCAAACACUGGCUGAAGCCGCCUACGUCAAUGCCCAGAUGAUUUUGGAGCAAUACAGAAUAAACCACGAAAUCAGAAAAGCGCGCACAGUAGCCUUCAAGCCCUUUGGUUUACUCGAACAAUCGACUUCGGAUCGAACGACUAGACUCAGUCAAAUCAACAAUGCGAUCUCAAGGAGCGACUGGAGUUUUGCCAGAGAGCUCGCUUCGCAACUCAUCCACGACGGCUUGGAGGGUUUGCGUUACUUGCAAACAUAUGAGCGCAGAUUAAUCCAAGGGAUGGCAACAGUGGCUUACACUGGGUGGACAGUAUACGCAUCGCUUUUCAUAUUCCGUCCUCUCGAUACCUCUCUCCCACAGGCCCGCCCCCGUUCGACCAUACUCGAUGCUUUAGCAAUCAUUUCUCUGGGAGGCUUCUGGACUUUGUUCGCCAUCCAGAGGUCGCCUUGGACAUACUAUCUAUAUAGCGCGUUCCCAUGUUACUUCUGGCAUCAGUUUGCCACCCAAAUAUCUCCGGUUGUCCCCCGCUGGCGACAAAGACUUGUCCCUAAACAAUUGCUCUAUAUCGCCUUGGUUGUUGCGGUUCUUCAAAGCAUGGUGCUUGCGUAUACCCACCGCUCAAUAUGGAGUGUCGGUUUCAUUUUGAUUGGGCUUGUCUGGCCAAUGUUAUUCUGGAAGCAGCAAAAGUGGUCUAAAUUGUCUUUCACAUGGGCUGCUUCGUGUUUGGCGACUGCUAUAUUCCCUCUGUUGUCCGUGAACAAGACGGAGAGCUCUUUGGCCAUCCUCUCGGGUGGCGCUGUAAUGAUUUUACUAGGAGCUGCAUUCUUUCGUUCAAGAAUUACUGGGACAGAACACCGUUAUCUCUAUGUAUCUCAGACAGCCCUCAUCCUGCUUGCGAUGAUUGUGACUUCCAGUUCAGUUCGUCACUUGCAAGAAAAACGAGGACUUCCUUUGGUGAAUCAAGUUGCUGGGUGGUUAAUCCUUGUUAUCGCUUCCCUCGUUCCUUUCCUUUCACGCGCCAAGCACAACAGCGUUAACUCAAAGUUGCUAAUGUACUUCCUCGGAUUCGGUCCGGCAUUCGUGCUACUUUCUAUCAGCGUCGAGGGCCUCUUCUAUGCUGCUUAUGCGACCACUCUGGUGUGCUGGAUCGACGCAGAACGAGCCCAACGGGCUUCGCAAUUAGACUCGAUCAAAAAGUCGCGAAAUUUCCAGCAAUAUCGCUUCCAGCCAGACGAUGUUCGGAUAGCGUUAUUCUUCCUAUUCUUUGUGCAAGUAGGCUUUUUUGGCACAGGAAACGUUGCCUCGAUAUCCUCUUUCUAUCUAUCACCAGUAUAUCGGCUGAUCCCAGUGUUCAAUCCUUUCGCCAUGGCAUCCCUCCUUAUAUUCAAGAUUAUUGUGCCAUAUAUCAUCCUCGCUGUGACCUUUGCGACACUGAACGACGCUCUCCGUCUUCCACCAUUCUCCUUGUUCCUCGUUGCGCUAACUCUAACACCCGGAAUGACCCUGACGUUUUUCUUCAACGUCACCGACACAGGUGAGCCAAGCACAUUCGUUGCUGCGAGUUCUCACACGCGUGGUAGGGUCGUGGCUGGAGAUUGGGCAGUCCAUAACGUUCUUCUGCGUUGCGUCUAUGUUACUGCUUUGGUCGGCUGGGAUAUGUACCGGUGGCGAGUAUCUAAUGGCGGAUGUAUUAUCGAGCGGCUCGAAGACAGUUCCGGAAUGAAAAGGCUGCAGGGGAUUGCGCUGGAACGUUUGGGAAAGGUGACGAGGCUGGACAACGUGUCUCGAUUACGAGUCCGUUCAUGCUUGAGAGAACGUUCAAUGGUUGCCCUAAGGUAUAAAGCCCGAUCCUACACUCUCGCACUUUCAACAAACCCCAUGCAGCUCACUAGCUUGCUCCGCAAUAUCUGGCGACACCUUUCCUUCUCCAAAUCACGCGCUCUCUUGCAGAUCCCCGGCAUUUGGGAUGACGGCCAUCUCCGCCAAACCUAUUCUGAAACUCUGGAUGAGUGGCGGGGUAGACUUCUCACUUUGCCCCGUCGCGAGCCAUUGGACAACGGAGUAGUCGUCACAAAGGUCGAGCACUUGGAGAAAAGCAAGGGAAAGCACGAGUUUCUUCGUCUCCACCUCCUCCACAAGGUGUCUAAAGAAGAACAGGCUCUAAUCAUCGAGCGCAAUAUCUUCGUCGAAUCAACACAAGGCACUUCUACGCAUGAUACUGUCCGUCGCGGGGAGCGAGACCUUCGCAGUUAUACCAGCAGCCAGAAUAUUGAGACGUUGACGUUUCUGCAAGGUGAAUGCCCGUCGGUUAUCCAAGUGGCUUUUGUCCUCGGGGCCUUGUCCCAGUACUCGACGCCAGAAACUGAUAUGUCGGGAAAACUCCAGAGCCAAUGGUUCGCAACGGCGGCUUGCCAAUGUUUGCAUGAAGAGCUGAAGGGAAAGCUGGGUGGGGCAAAGGUGGUCGAAAUGAGACAAACCAUCUCGACGCGACCGAUGCUGAUGGAGUAUAAGCAGCAAUUGAGCCAGUAUUCAGCGGCAUUCGAACGCGUCCAGGCGACUACUUGA